CCUGACCGAAAGUAGUGUGUGUUUGCAGGUGCGCGGGGAGAGUUGUACUCAUCUGCUUCGAGUGGAGUUUGAACUCGGGUCUAUAUUUCAACACUUCCAGGGUGUGCGGACUGAGCUAGGCCAGUCGGCCCGGGUGUGGGGAGACUACUAGAUAAGGACCAUAUGUCAGCACCCACUGUGAUGUAUGGACUCCUCAUGAGGAGUAUUCUUGAGGACCCUACAAGAUACCUGCAGCAGGUGUGGGGGAGCUAUGUUGGCUAUUCUGAGGCAAUUUCGGAGGCAUCUCCUCACUCGGAAUUCGCCUGGGAAUAGGCAAAAUAACAUGCUCCAAUCCUGUGGAGAUGCCUCCGAAUCGCCUAGUCCUCUUGAGCAUGCUGAAGUACAGUGGUGGACUCCUAUUGGGGGGGUCCUGAAUGCAGUUUCGUGGGCUUUUGGCCAGCUACAACGUUGAAGGAGGAGGAGAGAAGAACAAGGAGGAAGAGUACGAGGAGGAGGAGGAAGAAGAGGAAGAUCAAGAAAGGAGGAAGAAGAUGAUGAAAAGAGGAGGAGGAGGAGAAGGAGAGAAGAACAAAGGGGGAGGAGGAGGAGGAGGAGGAGAGAAGAAGAAGAAGACGAGCGGAGGCGGAGGAGGAGAGAAGGACAUGAUGAAAGGAGUAGGAGUAGGAGGAGGAGGAGGAGGAGGAGGAGGAGAGAAGAAAAAGGAGGGCAAGACGAAAGGAGGAGGAGGAGGAGGAGAGAAGAAAAAGAAGACGAGAGGAGGAGGAGGAGGAGGAGGAGGACAGAAGGAGAAGACGAAAGUAGGUGGAGGAGGAGAGAAGAAGACGAGAGGAGGAGUAGAGAAGAAAAAGGAGAUGAGGAGGAGGAGGAGGAGAAGGAGAAUACGAAAGAGGAGGAGAAAGGAGGAGGAGGAGGAGGAGAAGAGAAGAAGACGAAAGGAGGAGGAGGAGGAGAAGAAGAAGAGGAGGAAAGGAGUAGGAGCCGAGAAGAAGAAGACGAAAGGAGGAGGGGAAGAAGAAGAAGAAGAGGAAGGAGGAGGUGCAGGCGGCUUCACCCCGAUGGCGCUAGCAGCUUCACGGGCAGCGACGAUGUGGAUUGGUUCUUGUCGGGGCAGCUCGACUGGGAGCGACAAUGGCAGCUCGACGAGGAGGAGCAGCGACAACGACGGGCUUGGAGACGGCAGCUACGAUGGGCGGGCUUCGUGACGGCAGCUUCGCAGUGGAGGAUACCACGUUCGAAUUCGAUCCCGGCGUGGUAGGCCAGCAUGGGGGGAAACGAGGUCGUUUCUUGCGGCUGAUCGCAGCCGCCGGUCUUCGCAGGUCGGGUGCUGAGAUCAGUCGCCAAAGAAGCCCUUCCCCCGGCCUCACUUGGGCCUGAGUUCGAAACAAAAUGUUUCAGAGUGU
Chara braunii is the source of this 1400-nucleotide messenger RNA. The record is from the annotation of a GenBank genome assembly. NCBI's taxonomy places the organism in Eukaryota, Viridiplantae, Streptophyta, Charophyceae, Charales, Characeae.